AUGAGUCUCAUUGGGCGAGGAAACACCGCUCUUAACACCAAUCCUGUCACAGGUGUUGAUGAAGCUCUCUCUGUGCACGGGUCCGAUUGGCUUUGGGCUGUCACGGCUAUCUACGUUCUGUCAUUCAUCGUGCUCCUAGUACUCUCCUUUGCAGCAAAGGAAAGCGAAAGGGUCUUCCACUACCUCUUCACCUUCGCCCUCUUGGUCGGUGGCAUAACCUACUACGCCCAAGCUUCCAACCUUGGCUGGAGUGCCGUUGAUCAAAUCGACAAUCUCGGCAAUGGAGUCGUCCGCCAGAUGUUCUACGCCAAAUAUAUAAACUGGGUCGUUGCUUUCCCUUCCCUGGUACUUGGACUUGGACUGAUAUCAGGCGUUUCCUGGACUACUAUCGUCUGCAACAUCGCAAUCGCCUGGUAUUGGGUUAUAAGCUACCUCGUGUCAGCCUACACCACUACGGGCUAUAAAUGGGGGUUCUUUGCCUUUGGAACGUUUGGCUGGGUCAUCCUCGCCAUGAGCACUAUCAACGAGAGUCGUGAAGCUGUUGCCUUGCUUGGUGUUGAACGGGACUAUCUUGUUCUUGCUGUGUGGCUGAAUCUUUUAUGGGUGCUAUAUCCCAUCGCCUUUGGCCUGACUGACGGCGGUAAUGUGAUCGGUGUUACCGGAAGUUUUAUCUUCUUUGGUGUACUCGACGUCCUGAUGGUACCAGUUUUGAGCUUUGCUGUGUUGUUCUUCGCCCGUAACUGGGACUACCGCAAGUUGAACAUCGCUUUCAGUGAUAGUCGCCCCAGCCGAGAGAGUGUGGAUGUGUGUAAGGAAGCUCCUACCGCUUCUGCUGAUGUGUCUAUGGCUUCCUAG
Messenger RNA from Penicillium expansum, 855 nucleotides. RefSeq names its product opsin family protein. The coding region runs from base 1 to 855 and encodes 284 amino acids. The record is from RefSeq and is a predicted model, not a curated record. Gene Ontology annotation, cellular component: plasma membrane; endoplasmic reticulum. Lineage: Eukaryota; Fungi; Ascomycota; Eurotiomycetes; Eurotiales; Aspergillaceae. The transcript has 2 exons.